Molecule: messenger RNA, 1473 nt
Organism: Penicillium vulpinum
Lineage: Eukaryota; Fungi; Ascomycota; Eurotiomycetes; Eurotiales; Aspergillaceae
Exons: 1
Coding region: 1-1473 (490 amino acids)
Source: RefSeq, a predicted model, not a curated record
AUGGUUUCCGCUUCCUACUCAGCUUUGCUUGCCCUCCUCUCCGCCAGAACGGCAUGGGCCACUACCACGCAAGCUCCCUCGGGAGGGAAUUGUCUAUCUCUCUCCGGUGGUUCCCCCAGAGAAGUCUACAAAGCGUGCUGUGGUCAAACGAAAUCCGACAAGGGAUUCGUGGACGGCGUCGAGUUUUCCUAUACCUGUGAGACAUGGGCGAUGCCCUACAAUCACACUCCCGUCAAAGUUAAUAGUGCACGCGAGUGUGCUAAACGCUGCUCUGACGCCGGCGCCGACUGUCCCGCCUCCUCGUGGCAAGCUGGUGGGAACUGCUACUUCAUCACCUCCGACAGCUACUCGACUAACAAGAUGCAGUCGAUGCUCUUGCUCGAGAAGACCAGCAAGCUGAUAUCAGAGCCCGAGUCCGAGCCCGCUGGAGGAUGCGGGGCGGCGGCUGAUGCUGCAGGGAUGCAGUGCGAGAAGGAUGCUGCUGUGAAGUGCCAGAGCGAAAAGGAGACCGACAAAGCACAGUGCGAGCAGGAGAAGACCGCCCUUGCAGACAACACCAAGAAGCAAGCGGAGGCCCGGUUUCAAAACGACAAAGGUCAGCUUGAGAAGAAAAUCAAUGAUGCUCAAGCGGGAUGCAAGUUGGAGAAGGAUGCUGCCAGCUCCAAAUGCGCCACCGAGAAGGACCAGCUUCGGAAACAAACAGACGACGCUCGGUCCGAAUGCCAGGCCGAAAAAGACAAUGCUGUUUCCAACGCCAAUUCUCAAUGCACCACUGAGAAGGACAAACUUCGCCAUCAGGGAGAAGCACAAUGCAAGUCGGAGAAAGACGCUGCCAGCUCCCAAUGCGCCAACGAGAAGGACCAACUUCGUCAACAGGGAGAAGCACAAUGCAAGUCGGAGAAAGACGCUGCCAGCUCCCAAUGCGCCAACGAGAAGGACCGGCUUCAGAAGCAAACGGACGAUGCCUGGUCCCAAUGCCAAGCCGAAAAAGACAAUGCUGUUUCCAACGCCAAUUCUCAAUGCACCUCUGAGAAAGACAAACUUCGCCUCCAGGCAGAAGGCAACUUGCAGCAGUCCAAAUCUCAGUUGGAGGCGAACAAAGUUCUUGAUACCAAGAAUAUCUGCCCUCAGUAUCACCUUCGAGAGUUUUUCCUACCUACUCCUGAUGGCGGUACAAGCAAGUGGCGUGUCUACUGCGACCAUGCAGCCUUCGAGAUACGUUGGAACGCUGCAGGGUUCAUGAAUGAGACUGGAACGCCGUACAAUCAACUUCUUGCUCAUAGACAUUGGGACGCGGGCUAUCGAGCAUUCUACUGGAGAGACACCGAUUUCUUCCACCGUCACCUCACUAUAUACACGGUUGAGCCAAACCUUAGACAGAGCCAACUGAAUACUUUCUAUAUUCAAUCUCUACCAAGAGGUAGACACCACGUGAUUGUUCGCAUUGACGACGUCCCAUUCAAAAUUAUUUAG